GGUUGUUUCAACAUGGCGAUUGCCGCAGAGGGACGAAACAAUUCUGGGAUUUUUUGGAUUAACGACACAUCAGAAGACGACGACCAAGCAGUGGUCUACGUACCAGGAGUGAGCAGGAAACCUGACCCAAGACAAGGUUCAGUGGGCUUGGUUCAUGACAAGGGAAACAAAAGGAGGCCAAGCCAGCAGUCAUCCCACUCUAACCAGUCUGCUGCGGGAAUGUCGACAGCAAAGAAGACUCCGUCUGCCAGAGCUCCCCCAGCCAAGACCAAGACCUCAGUUACAACUUCCAAACCUCCAGACAAUGAGCAGGACGCAGUACAAACAGGUCAUUUGAAGACUAAGCCCUCUUUUAAGGACCUCUGCCCAGAAGACAAGAGGCGCAUCGCCAACCUUAUCCAGGAGCUGGCCAGAGUAAGUGAGGAGAAGGAAGAGUCUGUGCAGAAGUUGAGAGAUGAGCAGGAGACAUUUGAGAAGAAAAUUCUGCAACUGGAGCAACAGAACCAGCUCAUUUCUCAAGAGAGAGAAAGCCUGCAGCAGCAGUACAGGGAGUGCCAGGAGCUGCUCUGCCUCUACCAGCAGUACCUCACCCAGCAGCAGGACAAGCUCAACCAGUCCAUCGCACAGCUCCACCAGGCCCACUCCACCACCAAGUCCUCCAGAAGUGAGAGGUCAUCUCGCCGGUCUCGCUCGGCAAAGUCCUCCGCAGCCCCACUCAACGGCUCCUACCUGGACCUGCCCUCGCCUAGAGACCCACCUGUGAACAGGACCACCUCCACAGCCACAGCAACAGCCUCAGUUACCAAUUAUGGCCCUGCCUCCUCGACAACCCCGACCCCCACCCCCACCCCCACCACGGUCCCACCAUCCACCGCGGGCUCGUCUGUCAGCGACCCCAAGCGCUCGAGAUCUGCUCCUCGACCCAGGAGAGAGCACCAGCGCUCUGCCCUGCAGGCUGACCUGGGACCUGUGGCGGCCACCGCUGAGUCCCAGGGGCUGGGAGGGGUCAGCGGGGCGAAGGAGGGAGGCGAGCAGUGGGGAAGAGGAGGAGGAGGAGAUGCAGGAGGGACAGUGGGUAUGUGUUUGGCGCGCCCUGCUGACUGGGAGGAGCGUCGGCGGCGCCUGGUGGAGCAGAAGCGGCAGCUGGAGCAGGAGAGAGAGCGGCUGCAGCACAGACUGGCCAUGCAGGAGGAGAGGCUUCAGCAGAUAGACACAGCUGGGCAGGAGAAGACCCAUUCGAAUGGUAGCCUGCUGAACCAGCCGCCUCAAGUCAAUGGCUACCAGGGCCACAGUAAUGACAGAGGGGAUGCGGCCCAUCUAACUGGGGCAGAUGCAGUUCCAGGCUGUGAUGUUCCUUCAUGUCAUGACCCGAACCUUGGACCUCCUAAACGCACACCUUCGCAAGAGAGCCCACCCCUGACCAAAAAGGACAUGGCCACCUCUCCCGCCGUCCCUCUGAGCACCCCCCUCUCGCCCCCUCCUCCUCCUCCCUUCCCUUCCUCC
Engraulis encrasicolus (European anchovy) is the source of this 1503-nucleotide messenger RNA. RefSeq names its product KIAA1328 ortholog. The transcript has 10 exons. Lineage: Eukaryota; Metazoa; Chordata; Actinopteri; Clupeiformes; Engraulidae. The annotation marks the transcript as partial. The record is from RefSeq and is a predicted model, not a curated record.